UUUCCGUAUUUGACGACAAACCGGAAAUAAAAAGUCAAGGAAUUGCUUCGUUGUCUAGAUUACGUACUACUCAAUUUUGUACCGUAAAUGCAGUAACUGUAUGAAUUCCAUGCGACUCUUUUACUAAAUAUUUUCAAUAUUUUUAUUUUGAAGAGAGCCGCUUUAGUGGAGUGUGUUUUGCCUUUUGUGUAGGGCUACCCCUGGCGGAGCAGCGAGUCCAUACAGUAUCCAUGCUAGCUUUGCUAGCUUUGCUAGCUGACCUGUUCAAAGAUCCUUUUUGGUGACUGCAUACGACCAGCAGAUCUUUUCGUUCGGUGACCAGAAUGUCGUUUGGCAGGAGAACAUCGUGGGUUUGUCUUAUUGCUGCUGCGGCGACUAUAGUUUUGCUGAAAGCUGUUGUUGCUCAGGCAAAGAACUUUGAAGACGUGCGCUGCAAGUGCAUCUGCCCACCUUACAGAAACAUCACCGGACACAUCUAUAACCGAAAUGUCUCCCAGAAGGAUUGCAACUGCCUCCAUGUGGUGGAUCCCAUGCCGGUUCCGGGCCAUGACGUGGAAGCCUACUGUUUGCUGUGUGAGUGCAAGUACGAGGAGCGAAGCAGCAACACCAUCAAGGUGACAAUCAUCCUCUACCUGUCUGUGGUGGGCGCACUCUUGCUGUACAUGCUCUUUCUCCUUCUGGUUGAUCCUCUCAUCCGCAAGCGUGAUGCCUACACCCAGCCUCUGCACAACGAGGAGGACUCCGAGGAGAUGCGUCCGCAGGUGGACAGCAGCCAGGUGAGAGGCAACACAGUUCUGGAGCGGGUGGAGGGGGCACAGCAGCGCUGGAAGAAGCAGGUGCAGGAACAGCGUAAGACCGUCUUUGACCGCCAUAAGAUGCUGAGUUAAAGUGAUGCUGAUGUUGGAUCUUCAUUGUCAUCUUCUCGCACGACCGCUCUCGUCACCGGCUGCACUUUCUUCAUUUCUCUGCAUGCUUAGAACCGCUUGCUAUAUCCCUGACUAUUUUGAGGUUUUUCCAAAAAUGAUGACUGUUUUGUUGAGUCCUAAGACAUUGAAAGUGGGGUUGUAUCCAGCGUUGUGGUCAUAAGCAACAGUAAUGUUAUGAGACGUUAGACUACAUUACCUUUCACACCGCAUGGGGACUGGCUACUGAGCCAGCACAGCUAAGCUGACAUGCCGGUAGAGCGGGGGGGAGGUUAUCCUCUCAUUAUGUGUGAAAGUGGUACUUUUUGGGCUUAGUAGUUAGCCUGGUAGCUUGCUAUGCUAAUGACGGCCGUCUGUUAUGUCCGCAAUGAUCCUGUUACAAGUCAUCGACACGUUUUUUAUGCUCAAACUAUGAAAAUAUUCAGUUUAUUCAUAUCCUACUUCUUGGAAAUUCACUCAUUCUGGUUGGUUGUGUGUUAACAAAUGAACAGUGAUAAAUGAGGGACGACUGUAGUAGUAAUUCUAUGAUGAUUAUGCCUUUCUCUGAUGUUUCUUUGAGCAACGCGUGUACAAAGUGUCUUUGGGUCAUUCCCACCCCCCACUUUGAAAUACUAUCUACGUAUUUAUUUAUCUAUACUGUACAGAAGGAAUGUUGUUUCAAACAGAGUGGAUGUUUCAAAUGCCUGCUUCUAAUGCCGGAUGAGGUUGGUGGUAUUAAACGUAGCCGGUCCUGUGCCCCCAUAGCAAAGUCCUGCAUCAGCUGCAAUGAAAACCACAGCUACACCAUUACACUAAAGUCCACAUCCACAUUUGGUACUAACAUGCGAUUCAUAGCUUUCAAAAUGAACACACGAUGGAGUCUAUGAUUAGGUUUUAGUAGAGUGCAUGUCAGUUGACUGUCUUGUAUUAAAACAGGAACCGGUCCUGAUGUUUUAUUUAGGAGUGCAACAUUCCAAUGCAAAGGGAGACACUGAUAAGGAAGCUCUUCCAGAAGAAGUUGCGAAUGCUAAAAACUACUGUGCAAUGUUCAUGGCUAGCUAAAGUCACUGGAAUUAUAAUUCAUAAAAACAAUCGGCAACAGUGUUUUUCAUCUAGCAAUUAUUUGUGAAAAGGUAUUGUUCUCGCCACUGUUUUGUAUAUAUACUUAUGUCACUGGAAGUGUGCAUGUCUGUACAUUCAUCUUCAUGCAAAUAAGACUAAAAUGGGUGACUGCAAAUUGUUGGUGCUUCUACUUCUGUUUGUUUUACCAAUGAACUGUUAGUGGAUAUUAGCGCUAGAGGGCGCCAAAGUACAUGGCAUGCCUGACCAUAGUCAUGGUAGCUAAGGUACUUGGUCCCUAAGCAAAAUUCACCUUUCCUGCAGCUCUGCAAAAAUGUCAUUCAUUCACGAUCCUCACGAUGGUCCUGGGCGUGCUGGAGCCUAUCCCAGCUGUCUUUGGGCGAGAGGCGGGGUCCACCCUGGACUGGUGGCCAGCCAAUCCCAGGGCACAUAUAGACAAACAACCAUUCAGUUUUCUCUGGAAUACCCGGAGAACAUGCAAACUCCACACAGAGAUGCCUGAGGUGGAAUCGAACUGUGUGGCCUGCAUGCUAACCACGUGCUAAAAAUCGAUCAAACAAAUCAAGAUAUAAUGUAAUAAUAUUAUAAUGAAUGAAAAAGAAUACAUGUAAUAGAAAUAUAAUGAGAAUA
Doryrhamphus excisus (bluestripe pipefish) is the source of this 2612-nucleotide messenger RNA. NCBI's taxonomy places the organism in Eukaryota, Metazoa, Chordata, Actinopteri, Syngnathiformes, Syngnathidae. The record is from RefSeq and is a predicted model, not a curated record.